This is a messenger RNA of Papaver somniferum (opium poppy), 1000 nucleotides long. RefSeq names its product mitochondrial import inner membrane translocase subunit PAM16 like 2-like. NCBI's taxonomy places the organism in Eukaryota, Viridiplantae, Streptophyta, Magnoliopsida, Ranunculales, Papaveraceae. Bases 222 to 572 code for a protein of 116 amino acids. The record is from RefSeq and is a predicted model, not a curated record. The transcript is spliced from 5 exons. Gene Ontology annotation, biological process: protein import into mitochondrial matrix. Gene Ontology annotation, cellular component: TIM23 mitochondrial import inner membrane translocase complex.
UAAUAAUAACCUUAAAAACAAAAAAUUCUUUUCCUCCAAACAAAUCUUUCUUCCUUCUGUGUCCUCCUCUCCCAUUUCUUCUUCUUCUUCUUCUUCUUCUCCUCGAAAACCCUAAAAUUUCAAUCUCGGAUCGUUGCUCUUAUCAAUACAGGUUGGUAACUGAAGUGAACAAACUCGCCUGAAAGUGCAAAUUGAGAGUUGGAUUUGCUACCUGUAGAAUCAUGGCUGCAAAGAUUCUAGCGAACUUAAUAAUUAUGGGGUCUGGAAUUAUGGUAAGGGCUUUUGCACAAGCAUACAAGCAGGCACUAAACAAUGCAUCAAAGUCUGGUGUUGCUCAAGAAACACUGCAGAAUGCUGUACAUAAAGUAACUAAGACAAUGACUGAAGCAGAGGCUAGGCAGAUUUUAGGUGUCUCCGAGCAGACUUCCUGGGAGGAGGUAUUGAAGCGUUAUGAUACCUUGUUUGAGAGAAAUGCCAAGAGCGGGAGCUUUUACCUUCAGUCUAAGGUACAUCGAGCCAAAGAGAUGCUAGAGACAGUUCAUAAAGGACCAGAACCAGGGACAAGUGGUUGACUUCGUAGAGUAGAAAGAGAUAAAGAGCGAGGUAGACCAUUUACAUCACUCCUCCAGAUAUUUUGUUCACUUUGAGUGGCAGUGAAAAUUCAUAUUUGUAUAUUCCAUGUUUUAUUUAUGUAUCGUAGAAAGAUCUGCACUUGGGUUUACAUGUUGGUCAAUCGCAAAGCUGCUGAAUGUUCAAACCUGACUCAAUUUUGUUCCCUUACAUGCGUGAACAUUUAGUUGCUAUAUAAACUUGGUACAUGUAAGCCUUCGAGUAUGAGAUCUUGAGAAUAAACUAUAGCUUGGAUUGGAAGACUUGCAUAUUGUAUUAGCCUUUCAUAUGAAAAGCAUACAACUCUGACUUCUCUGAUUAACUAAACACGUUUACGUUUGUUUUUCUUUUUAUCUUUAACUUAAUGAGAAAGAUGUCAUUUGUUCGGUUA